AUACGCAAGACCAUCGCAAAUCACAUGCGAAUAUCAUAACGUCUGUGGAGCCCUUAAUCUAACGUUGACUAUUUUUACUGUCUGUGGUUUGUUUUAUGUGUAUUUGUUGGCAAUGGGCAAGGUAAUUUAGGUAAUGGAAAAUGUGACAUUUGUGAUUUGGCUGGGUGUGUUGAGUUGUGGCUUUUAGAAAUACUUUAUAACUGUUUUCAGUAUUUAUAAAAACACUAAUUAACUGUUCGCGAUGAGUAACGUAGAAGAAAAUGGAAAAAAGCCACCGAUAAGUGACUUAAAUGGCAGCGUAAACAGUGAAAAACCACGCAAAGAUUGGGUGAAAUUUGAAGAAGAUUCUCCUCUGUCCACGGUGCCUCUAUCGGAGAUAUCACCACAAGCGGCUGCUGCUGUUGUUCCCAGCACAUCCGAGUCCAUAACUUCGGCACAUCCAGCAGUAUUGAAGACUGAAUCGGUGCAUGUAAACUUAGAGCGCGGUGACAAAUCUGUGGAAGUCGCUCCUCAACCAACGUUAACUAAAAAUGUUGAAUUUGUUAACAUUCGUUCGGGUUUUUCAAAUGGGGACAUCAUAGUAACUAUACUUCCAUCAAAUACCAAGUGGCCAUGGGUAACAGCAGCACGAUUCAGGCCUGAAUUAGUUCCUGAAGAACUCAUGGCUCAAGGACUCACUCUUACUGUUGAAGAAUAUGUCCAUGCCAUGGAGUUACUUGUAAAUGAUGCCCGCUUCACUCUGUACAAUAUCUGCUACAAGCGUGUUCUUGUUUGUUGGAUAACACUUGCAUUUCUCGUGCUCCUAGCUCUACUCUUUUCUGGAUUGACAGGUCUCUUACUCUUUUCCCUUGGUGUCUUAUGGCUAGUUCUUAAUGCUGCUGCUAUAUUCCUUUGUAUGUGGAUAAAAUUAACUCUUUCCAAGGGACUGGAGCAGUGUCUGGCAAGUGUGAAUAAGUUGCUAAAUAAACAUAAAAUGAUAUUGGCCUUGGAUGAUAGAGGAAAGAUCUCUUGCCAUAAAGUUAAUCUUUGUUUCAUUUACUUUGAUUCUGGUCCAUGCGUGGCUCACAUUCAGCAGUUUAUUGAGAGUGAAGAGGGCAAAAGUAUAAUGCAAGGCUGGGAACAGAGACUUGAUGUGUCGGCACAUGAUAUAGUCAUUCAAGGAAGUCAGUCUACUAGAUUGUCUCGGAAACAGGAAAGAGGUGCGCUUCUCUAUUUGCGGUACGUGGGGCGAUGGGGCGCCAUGGCUGUCAAAAACAGACUUAACCUCAGCAGCACCGUGCCAGGCCGCCAUGGUGAGAAAUACGUCUGCCCUUGCCAGUUCAUAGAGGAGCACCUAAAAUGCAAGCCACCGGCUGGCAUUGCUAAGUUUUUCAUGUUACCGAAUCAGAAUGUUCAACUGUUUUAAAAGUGUUGUUGUAUUAUUGAAUCCGUCCAAUGUGUGUUGUAUAUAACAUAUCACGUAGGUUAAGAAAACGUUUAUGAAUAUUCUUGUUAUAGGUAUCAAUAAGUUAUUAUGUGUACCCUGUACCCCUAUCUAUUUAAUAUUUAUUGACCCGAGUGUUGAACGUCCGUAACGAUUUCAAUUUAAGCUCUAACGGGUUGUCUGUUAUGCAAUAUGCAUAUAUAAGUGUUAUUUAUGGACAGAUAUUGGUAUUUGUGACGUUCAAGCAAAGGUACCACAUUGGCGCAUGCCAUAAGGACGCUCUACCAGGUUAUUCGUAUGAAGUUAUAAGCAAAUUUCGUCCUGAUUAGUCCUUAUAAGUCGUCGGUAAGCGUCAAAGUGAUACCUUUUGCUUGGGAACUUCAUAUUUAUCGACAGUAAUACCAGAAACAAGUUACUAAUAAUUACUACUGAUCUCUAUAAAAUGAUGUGUUGCUCCUAAAUACAUUUCAUGAGGUAUCUUUAGGUACUGCAAGGUUUCAGUCCCAUAUAUUUUGUAAACCAUGAUAUAGACAACCUGUUCUUCACUACUUCAAUGAGUAUGAAAUCAUACUUUAUUUAGAUGCUAUUGGUUCAUUUAUUCCUUAUGGUGUUCAAACUGUCCCACCAUACUAAUUUACUUACACCAUAUUCCUAACUCGUAUGUAAAAUCGCACAAGUUAACAUGUUUGUAUUGAUUAUUAUAAAUAUAUAAGCAAAAAACUUAAAUAUUUUACUUUUAUGUAUACAUAUGUCAACAAAUUGCAAUAUGUACCUGUAAAAACCAUAUGAAUAAUCUCAUUAUUCUAUAAUUUAUUAACCAAGAAAAUAGUAAAAACGAAUAUGAAAUGUACGUAACUAGUAACUACCCUAGAAUUUGUUCGCCGCUUUCACUAAGAAGUGGAGACGAAAAAACAAAAUUCUACAAGCGUAUUCAUACGUACCUACAUUCAUAAGAAUCCUUGUAAAUAUUAAUAGGUUUGGUAUCGAAUAUUUAUUAUGCAUUUGUGGCCAUAAUUAUCUUAAAAGCGAAUUUAUAUAUACUGUUUAACUGAACUUCAUUAAGAAAAAGCACUCUAAGUGAAAUAGUGUUAGACACCCCAUAUACCUAUAAUGUAUUUAAUUCAUUUGAAUAAUAUCACGGAGAAUUUGAUAUUCAGUAAAAUAUUGGUGGCAAGUAGGUAUGUAGACAUAAGUCCGGUCUCCGUAAUAAAGUACCCACUCCAAUUAAAUUAUAUUUGUGGCUUUCCAUCACAGAAGGGUCCUUAUGCUUCAAGUGCAAUAAUCUGAAAUUCCAACAGAAAUUCUGAUAGAAAGGCCUUCUCUGAUGGAAAGCUACGUUUCUCUAUGCGCAGCCAUAAACGUCUAUAUUUUAAAUAUAACGUACAAGUACGUAUUUUAAGGCAUGAAUGUAUAUUACAUGAAUUAUUUGUCCUUAGCUACCUAAUGUCGGAUAUUUUGUUAUGGUAUUUUUAUCGGUAUUAUUAUUUUAUAAACUCUGAUUUGGUAGAUUAAGUUAUGAGAUUGAACAUAGAUUACAUGUAGUGGUAAUAGUUUUUUAACCCCGUCUAGGAGUAAAAAUAUGUUUUUGCGAUAACGGGAGAGGUUAUUCAAUUAUUUACAGAUUGUCAUUAUCCGUGACGUGAAUAGUAUAGAUAGAUUACAUACUUUUUAUGGGUAUAUACAAAUAAUCUCUAAAAGAUUUUUAAUGUUUUGGUUCCCUAUUUCUAGUUACCAACCAAGGGUGCCAACCCUUUGCUGUACAGCCGUCCGCCUGUAUGUCUAUAAGGCGGGCUAUAUACACUUGUGAUGUGUUAGGGUUAAGGGAAAUAUGGCUGCGUCACUCUCUUGAGGUAUUAAAGAAAAAGAUGGAACAUGAAUAAUUUAUUUUUUCGUAAUUGUAGUUACGGAAACCGUCAUUUUGUGUGACACAGCGCGGCUUUUUAAAUUAACUAUACACAGUAAAACUCGAUUAAUUUAUUACAAAUAAUAUUUUUUAUUGAUUUUUUGGACUGAAUUUAGAUCACAAUCUAAUGCAGCUAGUCAGUGAUUUUUUUCUCUUAAAUAUAUUAGCCAAAGCUCGUAAAUAUUGUUUUAAAAUUUUAGCUAAGGAAAAAGUAAUAUAUUUUGAGCUGAUUUUUUUAAACAUAAAUACUUAUCACAAUUAUCUAUGGUGAAUUUAUUGUUAAAAUAUCUACAAUACGUGUUAGUGUUACCUUUUUAAUAAAAAGGUGUUUGUAUAAGAAUAUAAUAAAUACUAUUUCUCUUCAUAUAAAUACCGUAGUAAAGCAAUAAUACAAUAUUUGGUGCAAAAUUGUUAGUCGUGAAACAUUAUGUCUAAAAUUGCAGAGUUCAAAUUAAUUGUGUAAUAAUUGAAUGAUGUAAGUAUGUUCGACUUCUCCGGCGUGAAAGUGGUUAUAUUGUUUACAUUAAUGUAUAUUACAAAAAUAUCUGCUCAUAUUUAGUAUGUAAAUAGAUGUAUGAUUACAUCUUAUAGGUACAUUCCGUCCAAAUUUGUUCAAGUACUUAAUAUAUUAGAAUUAAGCAAUACAAUUCCUUAUACACCUAUUUUUAUGUAACUUUUAAAGAAAUACAUAAUACUUUUUACUAUUUAAGACCGUUUUAUUUUAUGUCCAAUGUCCAUCAAGGGUAUCUGCUAGUUACGGAUUACGGACGUUAUUGUUGGCAAAUUUCGGGUUUCCAUUGCACUGGAAGAAAUAAAUAAAUAAAUUUCCCAUUUUUUCUUUGUA
This is a messenger RNA of Cydia pomonella (codling moth), 4170 nucleotides long. RefSeq lists its product as uncharacterized. Bases 242 to 1405 code for a protein of 387 amino acids. Lineage: Eukaryota; Metazoa; Arthropoda; Insecta; Lepidoptera; Tortricidae. The record is from RefSeq and is a predicted model, not a curated record. The transcript is spliced from 4 exons.